This is a messenger RNA of Huiozyma naganishii CBS 8797, 597 nucleotides long. It is a transcript of the gene KEG1, whose product is annotated as Keg1p. NCBI's taxonomy places the organism in Eukaryota, Fungi, Ascomycota, Saccharomycetes, Saccharomycetales, Saccharomycetaceae. The transcript has a single exon. The record is from RefSeq and is a predicted model, not a curated record. Bases 1 to 597 code for a protein of 198 amino acids.
AUGACGCGGAUCAUCAACAGACUGUACAUCUAUUAUCAAUUGUCGACCAGUGUGCUGUUUCUGGCACUGUUCGCACGCUGGGCGGUGCUGUACCCGCUCGUUUCGGGACGGUUUUUACCAGGCGGGAUACAUGUGUUCCUAAUCUCUUUGAUUUGCUACGCCACUGUCGGGGAGUUGCUGUGGUCGUUGAAGUUCCGUCGGGUAUCUGGUACAUUGAAGUCUGCAACGUUACUGAAGGACGCUAAUUUGCUGUACUUUUGCCUUGCGAUGAACCAUAUAUCAGAUUAUGACCACUCAUUGGUACUGAAGAACAUCAGCUACUCGGCAUUCAUAAUCGGGCUGUCUUUGUCCCAAUGUUACGUCCAUGCCACGCAAAUGUUCAAGAGGGGGGAACCUCUUUGGUUUAGCGGUUUCCUCAGACGCGUGUACGUUUACAUUUUGCUGCCCGUGAUGCACCUCAGCGAGUUCAAUCUGUUGCUGCUCAAUGUGCAAUCCAGUCAAUCGAUUGAAUCUCCGGUGUUGGACAUCGUCCACAAAAUCGUUCUUGUCUUCUUUCUCCCCCUCGCCUGUGUUGCUUGGCGGAAAGCGAUGGUGUAA